Molecule: messenger RNA, 861 nt
Organism: Cetraspora pellucida
Lineage: Eukaryota; Fungi; Glomeromycota; Glomeromycetes; Diversisporales; Gigasporaceae
Source: the annotation of a GenBank genome assembly
AUGACGGUCUUUCUUGUCCGUGAUAGCGGCAAUACAUUACACAAGUUAGCCUUAAAUUUUGAAUCCAGGGAACAAAAAUCUUUUAAAGAUUUUUUUUUAAAAACAUACAAAAUGGCACAGAGCAGAAUAUACAAAGAAUUAUAUAAUUUAAAGAGAGAUCCAAUAGAAUUUUGUAGUGCCGGCCCUAUUGGAGAUGAUCCUUUUCUUUGGCAAGGCAUAAUUAUGGGGCCGCCUGAUACACCAUAUUUUGGUGGUGUAUUUUUCCUUAUGAUUCGAUUUCCGACAAAUUAUCCAAUUGGACCGCCUAAUAUAACUUUCACAACUAAAGUUUACCAUCCAAACAUUAAUGAUAAUGGUUUCAUAUGUUUAAACAUUUUGAGUAAGGAAUGGAGUCCUGCUCUUACAAUCGAUAAAGUACUUUUAUCUAUUUGCGCAUUUUUGAGUAGUCCCGAUGUAGAUGAUCCACUUGUGCCUGAAAUCGCCGAAGUGUAUAAGACCAGCAAAGCCUUCUAUGAGGAGACUGUUCAAGAAUGGACACGCGCAUAUGCUAAGGCGUAUCCAUAUAGUCAGGUUACUUUUUCUGGGAAGAAACUUAUUAUUUCAAGAAAGAAACCCCUCUUUUCUUCUAGUGCACAUUAUCCUCGCUUUGAAAAGAGAAAACCAGCGAGCAUAUCUAUACAGCUAAGUUCUUUUUCUGGGAAGAAACUUAUUAGUUCAAGAAAGAAACCCCCCUUUUCUUCUAGUGCAUAUUAUCCUCGCUUUGAAAAGAGAAAACCGGCGAGUCACCAAUCUAUUCUUUUUACAAUUACAACCUGGGUUCCUCAAUUCGUUGAACUGUUGACCACCAGGAAGGAUUUGUAA